Molecule: messenger RNA, 2056 nt
Organism: Aedes albopictus (Asian tiger mosquito)
Lineage: Eukaryota; Metazoa; Arthropoda; Insecta; Diptera; Culicidae
Product: UDP-xylose and UDP-N-acetylglucosamine transporter-like
Exons: 3
Coding region: 300-1319 (339 amino acids)
Biological process (GO): transmembrane transport
Cellular component (GO): endoplasmic reticulum membrane; Golgi membrane
Molecular function (GO): UDP-xylose transmembrane transporter activity; UDP-N-acetylglucosamine transmembrane transporter activity
Source: RefSeq, a predicted model, not a curated record
CAUAUAGGUCCGUACGUAUCGCAGCUGAGCAUCCGCAGUCCAACACAUUCAAUUUCAAUCUGCCACUUAACAACAUUCGCAUUUUCGGCACCUAUCCCUAUCGAGUUUCGGCGACUGCGACGGCGGCGGCCGCAGCAGUAUAGUUUUGUUCGUUGACCUAGGCCUCACGUGUACGCGUACAACCGCAAUCACGCAGUAGGCUCCGAGUGCUGCACGCAGUCAGCAACCAACGACACAGUGACUACAGGUGUCGUAUACACUUUGGACUUCCGUCAAGCGGAUUGCAAUACGGCAUCAAGAUGAGUGCCGCACUGGCGAUUGUGAUGGUCUUCGUGGGAUGCUGCAGCAAUGUGGUGUUCCUAGAGCUGUUGGUCAAGAUCGACCCCGGCUCGGGCAACCUGAUUACGUUCCUGCAGUUCCUGUUCAUCGCGCUCGAGGGCUUCAUCAACACAUCUAAAUGUGGCACGGUCAAACCGCGGAUCGGCCUCCGGGACUACACCAUCCUGGUGGCGAUGUUCUUCGUGGCGAGCGUCUGCAACAACUACGCCUUCGACUUCAACAUCCCGAUGCCGCUGCACAUGAUCUUCCGGGCGGGGUCACUGAUCGCCAACAUGAUCAUGGGCAUUAUGAUUCUGCACAAGCGGUAUGCCUUUUCCAAGUAUCUUUCGGUGGGUAUGAUUUCCGCUGGGAUCGUGAUCUGUACGAUCAUUUCCGGUAAAGAGGUGAAGAGCACCCAAACGAUUGCCGCCGUCGAGGAAGAGGACCCGAUGACCACACUGUUCUGGUGGGCGCUGGGCAUUGCACUGCUGACGCUAGCCCUAUUCGUGUCCGCUCGGAUGGGCAUCUACCAGGAGGUUCUGUACAAGCGCUACGGAAAACACCCGAAGGAAGCCCUGUUCUAUACGCAUCUACUACCGCUGCCGUUCUUCUUGCUGUUGACCACCAAUAUCUGGGACCACAUCAAAAUAGCCAACGCCAGUGAGUUGUACGAGCUACCGAUCGUCAGCAUCGGAGUUCCAAUCAUGUGGAUAUACCUCCUGGGUAACGUCCUCACGCAAUACCUCUGCAUUAGUUCCGUGUACGUCCUGACGACGGAGUGCACUUCGCUAACCGUGACGUUGGUCGUAACGCUACGAAAGUUCGUUUCGCUGCUGUUCUCGAUCGUGUACUUUAGCAAUCCGUUCACGAUCUACCACUGGAUCGGAACGAUACUGGUCUUCACCGGAACGAUCAUCUUCACCGAAGUGGUUGACAAAGUGCGACAAGCACUGGCUCCAUCGAAGCAAGCGGCGGCAGUCGGGGAUAAGAAGGCGAACUAAGGAUUGUUGGUUUUGUGACCAAUGGAAGCUGCAGAUGCUCAUGAAAAAACCUUCAGUAACCAAUAAGCAUUGUAAUGUGUGUGUCAUUAUAUCAGCAUACAUGGCACGUUCCGAAUACCAAAAAUUCGUACAUGUUUAAUGUAAGCUAACACGCUCUUGGUUACUUGAAAAGUAUGCGAUGAUGGUGCUCUCCCUAAGGGAUUGUUCAGGGUUAAUUUUUGUUUUUCGUGUUUACAAGUGUAGCAAAUUUGUAUGCUGUUUUUUUAAUUGCUUGAUUUCAUUUCUACCAUAGCUAGAGUAGAUAAUACAAAUUUUGGACGCAGCACGGAAUGUUUAGAGAUUUGUUUUCAAACCAAAAUGACACGCAUUGAAGUGAUAGUUCAUACGAGAAAAGUUUAGUAGAGAAAAAACAUAAGAAUAGCAAUUAGAAAUUGCGCUCAAAAGAUUGGUUAAACGAAAGGAAAACUGGGGAAUAUUGCCUUCCAGUUGCAAUAAUAAAGAAUCACGUUUUGUAUGCUGACAACAACCUGAACAGGUACACGUAAACCAUUAGCCCGUUAGGUUACCAGGUCGAAUUGUAUCCACUUGCUAUAUAAAAUAAAACUUAUAAUUUUCCUCAGCAAAAUAAAAACGCUAAACUACGUUAAUAGUGAUAGGCAAUAGCCGAGCCAGUUUCAGUAGUAUUCAUAUCGUACACAAAGUGUUUCUAAAGACCAAUAAAUAUAGCUUUCCUUAAA